AUGAUAAUAAGUUUUUUAUUUUCUCUAGCUCUAAAACUGAAUAUGUCAAACUGUCUUAUUACAUUUUAAACUGGCUAUGUAGUAACCUUUUAUGUCUAUGCCACAGAAAAUAUAUUAUUUAUUUCUUCAGCGCCUAACAGAGAGUUUAGUUCCACUAUCAAUUUUGAGCAAAGCUUUUCCAAUGUACCAGAAAUUUUCAUUGUGAAUCAAGUUUAUGAUUUAAACAUUGGAAGUGAGUAGGGCUUUUAGUUUUAUAUCUUGGACAUUACAGUGUCAAGUAAAUUUAUUUGUUAUUUUCAGGUUUUGUAGUAAAAAUCCGAGUACCAUAUUCAGCAGUAUAUAAUGGUAUUGAAUUCAGAUACUACGCCUUUGAUGACAAACGCAGAUAAGUCAUUUCCAGGUUAAAUUAGUUCAGCCCAACCAAUGGAAUUCUAUAAAUAGCACAUUCCAAUCCUAACUUUGUUGUGGGAAUUUCAUCUGUAAUAAGUUUAGAAUAUCAAAGUUCAUUUAGUUAUAAUUUAUAUGUAUCAUUAUCUUCGUAUCAUAGGUGUCACAAGUUACAAGCACUAGUUGUUCCAUAUCUAUUUCAAUUUCCAAUACUAUUACUUAGAUUGGCUAUUAAAUACUGCUUGGUACCAAGGAGGCAUUUUAUCUUUAAGAGACUGUAUAUGCUACUUCCAUUCCCUCUUAUGUCGGAGCAUUCAACUUUGAAUCAGGUUGGGAAGAUUCUUAGUUACUAGUGGUUUAUUAAGGAAUUUCUUAUCAACCAUACACAACAUUUAGGUUAAGAAUCAAUAGGAAUAAUGCUUAAACAAAUUACUACAUCGAAUUAUGUAUAAUUUAAUAUAAAUUACUAGGGGCUGGAAGUGUGUUGGAAUCAGUUUAUCAUACAUAUGGUGGAAUAAGAGCAUAGUGGGAUUAAGGAUAUUAUUAAAGUUUUAAACUUUUUAAAUAUUUUGUUUCAAGGAAUUUUGAUAAAAACAUUGCUAGUAUACCAAACUCGUUUGAAUUUACGAUUCCAGAACUAAAUUUCUAAACGAACACCCAAGGGACUUUUAUCUUUGAUAUCAGUUUGUCUAUCACUGACUUUACAUUAAUCUUUACAAGGAAAUGUGAACAUGGAAAAAAGUUAAUCAUGUAAUUAAUACCGAAAGAUGAUUGUUCUACCACUUAUUUUGAAUAUUAAUUAAAUUGUGAAUCCAAAAUUAACAUUUGCAAAUAAAAAUUAUACUUUCAAACCUAGACCCCUAUAAUCUCAAAAUUAAAAAUUGAAAUUGUUUCUGAUAUUUCAUUUAAGAUUCAGCACAAUUACAUAGAAUAAAAUGAGAAAUUUAUAUAUAUUGCUAAUAUCUAAUAUGUAUGA
Messenger RNA from Paramecium octaurelia, 1363 nucleotides. The record is from the annotation of a GenBank genome assembly. Lineage: Eukaryota; Ciliophora; Oligohymenophorea; Peniculida; Parameciidae.